AUGGAUCAAAUGGAACGUUUUUUACCAAAUUUAUCUCAUCUAAAAUAUCUUACAUUACACAUCAAAGGUUCCGUGGAUCUUGCAGAUGGCUAUCGAUGGCAAAAUCUUAGUAAAAAUUUUAACAUAUUCAGCUUUAAAUUCAAAGUUAAUAUCGAGAAUAUUGAACAAAUGCUUAACACAUUUCGUACAUCAUUUUGGCUUGAAGAAAAAUGUUGGUAUGUUGCUUACGACUUACUAUAUCUUUUUUCAGUACCUCAAUAUGGUCCAAAGCAUGUUUUCAACGAUUACAAUCCACAAUAUUUUACAGUACCUAAUCAGACAUUUCUCUACAGAAAUACCACUGAAGUCAUUAUAAGACGAUUUGCAUUUUCAAAUAUACACAUUUUUGAUCAUGUUGAGGCCCUGCAUUUUCUCUAUAAUAACAGUCAGAAUCGACCGUUGACGAUUUUGAAUACUCAACAAAGACAAGAUUUUGAGCCCAACUGGCUAAACUGUAUACAAUUGUUACCUUUCGAUUUACGCAAAAUGCCCCGUCGUUAUAAGCUAUCAUUUACUGUCGAUUUAACCCAAAAUUUUAUUGAUCAGUUUCGUGGUAAACGAUACGAAAAUAUUCGAUCUCUUGAAAUUUUCACUUCAACCAAAAUCACUCGUUUCAUCAUUGAAGAUAUAUUGCAUAUAUUUCCUCAUGUUGAAUGUUUACAAAUAUCAAAGAUCAAUUCGAUUUCGGAUAUGAUUCGUUUAAUCGAUGGAUUCAAAUACUUGUCCAAUGCAUCUUUUACUAUUAAAUCAAAAUUCACCGAAAAUGAACGAAAUUGGUUUCAAAAUCCAGAAUUAUCUAUCCGUCGAGUUCGACGACUUAGUAAUACAAACUUUACAUGUCGGUUCUAUCGUGAGUUUAGACACGCAUCAUCUUGCACUGUUCAUGUUUGGAUUAAUAGACAGACAUCACAAUCAUUUUGGAUUGCACAUUGGCCUCCACGAUGUGGACGUCGUUAUCACGAAUUAAUGAGACUUGUAUCUCGCCAUUCCGAUGUUACUUGCUCACAGGAUGAUGAUGAUGCACAAAUAAGUGACGAUGAUACUCGUGAUUAUGAUCAUACGUUCUUCGAUCUUAGCCCUAUUCCGACGCUAUAUCAGAAUGAAGCUGCUGCUAUUGAUUCUUUUCGUACAUGUUUUACGAAACGAUACAAUAGUUGUCCACAAUUUUUCGCAGGUUCUCUUCAAGCUGCUUGUGAAACAGCUUUCACUUCAUCUGCAAUUGAAAACAGCUUACCAGUGCUCGUGUACAUACAUCAUGAUAAAAACAUGUUUAGUGAUAUGAUUUGUUCGAAAAUAUUCUGUUCAGAGAUUAUUAUUGAAUAUUUACUUGAAAACUAUAUUGUUUGGCCAUGGGACAUAACAGUUGAAUCAAACAGAAAUAGAUUGAUAGAGGUCUGGGAAGAAAUGUUUCCUACUCACGGAUCUUGUAGUUUUUCAAUGGAACAAUGUCCAAUGUUUAUUGGUAUAAUGCGGCGAUCAGCAAGAAACAAACACUGGUCAAAAUCAUCUGAAUAUGAGUUCACAUCAUUGAUCAAAGAUAAUGUCUUAAUAGGUGCUGAUGUUAAGACAGCUCGUGAAAUAUUACUACAUGAAUUGAUGGAUUUUAAAGAAAAGCAUGAUGAGAAUGAACAAACUUUAGUAAGUUGA
Molecule: messenger RNA, 1686 nt
Organism: Adineta steineri
Lineage: Eukaryota; Metazoa; Rotifera; Eurotatoria; Adinetida; Adinetidae
Source: the annotation of a GenBank genome assembly